Molecule: messenger RNA, 2272 nt
Organism: Polyodon spathula (Mississippi paddlefish)
Lineage: Eukaryota; Metazoa; Chordata; Actinopteri; Acipenseriformes; Polyodontidae
Product: oocyte zinc finger protein XlCOF26-like
Exons: 5
Coding region: 695-1762 (355 amino acids)
Biological process (GO): regulation of DNA-templated transcription
Molecular function (GO): DNA-binding transcription factor activity, RNA polymerase II-specific; RNA polymerase II cis-regulatory region sequence-specific DNA binding
Source: RefSeq, a predicted model, not a curated record
GAAACACCAGCCUGCCCUGCGUUCCAUUAGGAAAGCGUUUGUGCACCUGUGUUGUCUGCAGACAAGAGAAGUGGCAAACAGUGAACACAGCCUUUGAAUGAGAUAACUUCUCUCUGCCAUAGAAAGAAACAGAAGGCUAAUGAGGGAUCUUAACAGUGGGCGUCAGCAAGCUAUGGGAUGCAAAAGUCCCUGCUGGUUUUGCCUCCCUAACCCACAGGAGGACCAGAGCCAAUGAAACCCUCCCCCUGAAAUCCACAGCAAAGAUCGAACACGAACCUGCACUCCCCUGACUUUAUGAUUCAUCUUGCACACCAGACGACUGUGUCUUGACCAGGAUUACCUUCCCACAUCAGGGCACACAAUAACAAAGCAUGCUGCAGAACAACAAUGUGUAGAACUAGAGCCCUCCUCAACCAUGUCCCAGUACCAGAACUGUGACUGAAGGAGGAAAGAGUGGAGAAGAGUCUGAGACCUCGUCCAGGCCUCUUGAAAAGCACCACUUCCCAGCUCACAAUGUCCAGUGUCUGGGAGAGGUUCUGCUCUGCAGUCCUGGGGCUCAGAUAACUUCUCUGCAAUAAGGAGAAGCAGAAGGCUAAUGAGCUUUGGCUGUUGUUGGAGUUUAAUUCGGGAGUCGGCUGGUUGAACGGAACUCGGUGUAGAACUGGCCUAUAUUGGUGUAAGACAAGGAUCAAAGAUGGAGCCUGUCCAUGUUAAAGAGGAAGUAUGUGAAGUGGAGCUUGUCAGAAUUAAAGAGGAGGCGCCUGACCAUGUUGAAGAGGAGGUCUUCGAAGUGGAGCUUGUCAGAAUUAAAGAGGAGGAGUCUGGUGAAGAGGAACAUUCACAAGAGACAACAGGGCUUCAGGGUUCUGUGUCAGACCAUUCCAAAUACACAAGCAACUGUCUUAUAUGUAGUGAUUGUGGGAAGAGUUUCAGUCGCUUGGGAAGCUUUAAAAGACACCAGCAAGUUCACGUAGGAGUGAAACAACAUCUCUGUACUAAAUGUGGGAAGGGUUUCAGUCGCUUAGGAAACCUGAAGUCACAUGAACAAGUUCACACAGGAGUGAAACCGUAUGCUUGUACCGACUGUAGUAAGAGUUACAGUGAAUUAAGAUACCUUAAAAGACACCAGCUAUCUCACAAAGGUGUGAAACCACAUACCUGUUAUGAAUGUGGAAAGAGAUUUAGUCAGUUAGGAGUCCUUCGAAAACACCAGAGAAUUCAUACAGGAGAAAAACCUUAUAAAUGCACUGAAUGUGGAAAGAGUUUUAAUCAGUUUGGAACCCUUAAAAGCCAUCAGCGAAUUCACACAGGGGAGAAACCAUAUCACUGUUCUGAAUGUGGCAAGAGUUUUAAUGAGUUAGGAACCCUCAAAAAUCACCAGCGUAUUCACACAGGCGAGAAGCCAUAUCAGUGUACUGAAUGCGAGAAGAGCUUCAUUCAGUUAGGACACCUUCGAACACACCAGCGACUUCACACAGGAGAGAAACCCUAUCACUGUAACGAGUGCGGGAAGAGUUUUAAUGCGUUAGGGCACUUCAAAACUCACCAGUGGACUCACACAGAAGAGAAACCAUUUCACUGUACUCAGUGUGAUAAAGGCUUUUACCAUUUAGGAAGCCUUAAAAUACACCUGCGAACUCACACAGGAGAGAAGCCAUAUCAUUGUACGGAAUGUGAUGCAAGUUUUGGUCGGACGUAUCUUCUUAGAAAGCAUGAGCAAAUUCAUGCAGAAGAGAAAACUCGUCCGCAGAAUGUUAACUGAACUCUUAAAUCACUCAUUAGGCCACUAAAGUUUAUACAGAGGACUUCACUGUGUGAAUAUUAGAAAAACAGCUUAGACUCUGAGCAUUGAACUUAUGAACAAGAUAAAUGGCAACCAUCAAUAAAGUGACCCACGUUUGUAAUGGAUGCAAGAAAGAGACAAUGUGCGGGACUCGCAUUUGUAGCUCUCAUUUUGUCUACAUUUUGUUGGUUGGAAAAAUAAUGCAAACUACAUGGCAUCUGCAUAAGUCUCUCUUUUUUAUUUUUUAAUUCAAAACUUAUUUUGGAUUGUCAAUUUCUCAUUCAUACAAACUCUGGUAAUUCAUGUUGCACACUACAUGUAAGUUGUACAUUGAAAUUAGCCAGCCAUGCUACAUAAUUCUGUAGUUUGUUGCUUCUGACCAUGAAAUUUAUCAGACUUAAUCCAUUUGUUGGAAAACGUGGAUUGAGAAUUGAUUAGCAGUUUGCUACGCAUGUGGACUGGCAGAGCUAUACUGGUGUUUUUUUCUGA